Lachancea lanzarotensis is the source of this 336-nucleotide messenger RNA. RefSeq names its product LALA0S11e03774g1_1 (gene PFD1). The record is from RefSeq and is a predicted model, not a curated record. Gene Ontology annotation, cellular component: cytoplasm; prefoldin complex. Gene Ontology annotation, biological process: protein folding. Gene Ontology annotation, molecular function: protein folding chaperone. Bases 1 to 336 code for a protein of 111 amino acids. Lineage: Eukaryota; Fungi; Ascomycota; Saccharomycetes; Saccharomycetales; Saccharomycetaceae. The transcript has a single exon.
AUGUCACAAAAUAUUGUACAAGAAAUGGCCGCUUCUCUGCGGUCAAAUAAAGCCCAAUUGGAGGUAGUAAAUGUUCAGUUGUCACAGCUCGACAGACAAAAAAAACUGGCAAAGCUGACGGCGCAAGAGCUUGAAUCGUAUCCCGUUGGGAAAGUCUGGAGGUCGUGUGGGAAAGCGUUUGUGCUGCAAGAUAGGUCUACAUAUACUGGAGAUCUGGCGAGCGACGAAAAAGUGGUAGAAGAUCAAUUGAAGGCAUUGAAGAUCAAGCAGAAUUACUUGCAGACUACCGUGGAUAACACGUUAGACAAUCUCAAACGUGUUAUGGAACAGAAAUGA